CCAGUCAGCCACAUCGAUGUCCGGGCUGUCAAAGAGUAAGAGUAAGAGAGAGAGCGAUCCAAACUGAAGCUGAUGCGCACGACUGUCGGCACCCAAUGGUAGUUGUGCACGAGGUGGAGCUCCGUGAACCGGGCCUACGCGAUGAGGUGUCGCACCCUGCAGCCAGGUACCAUCACCCACAGGGAACCCUGGGAAGCUUUGGGGGAGGCUCACUCCCCCGAAACAGGCCCACGGCGCCUGCCUACCAGGUGGAAGAUGACCUGCCCGACUACGCCGAGGCAGGGCCACCACCACCGCUGGCCCUCAUCGACCGGGGGCAUCCGUACCUUUGCCCCGGGAGUUCGAGGACCACGGACGAGACGUCGUCCUCGAGUCCAUUGGAGAAGCGUGAUCGCUUCACUGCUCUGAGUGCACUCUUUGCCUUGGUGUCUCUGGCCAGUUACACGGCUGACGUGGGCUCCGACGCUGUUGUGUGUUACCUGCUCUACCUGGAGGGCAACCUAUGGUGGUUCGGCCUUACGCUGGCUGUCACCGUCAUCCCAGCCGUCACCGUGAACGCUUUCAGUCUUCGUUGGUACAUGCACGACGACAGGGAGAGUCGCUCCAAGGACGGCGUACUUAUUAGGCCAAAGAUGUCAGCAUUCGACUGGGCACUAAGGAUUCUCUUUCACUUGCUCUUUCUUGGCCCUGCCAUCAGAUAUCUUGAUCUCUUGGUAUACGGAUUGAAGAGCCGUUCCCGGGAGAAACGGCAGAGGCAGCGUCAGCAGCAGUGGCACCUGACUCCCGUGAGACUGGAGCAACCCCGUGCGCAACAGGUCGACUACUACCUGCUCAUGAUCCACGAGGACAGAGACACCGCACUGCUAGCCCUCCUUGAGAGCUUCAUGCAGUCGGCUCCGCAGCUCGUCCUGCAGCUCUACAUCCUCGCCCAGCGAUUCGACCACCAGGUGCCCCCACCAAAGCAACCCUUCACAGUGGUGGCCCAACUGGCAUCGGUGGGCAGCUCCCUGCUGGAACUGUCGUGGUCCCUCGCCAGUUACCACCGUGCUUUGCGGCGGUCUGUCCCAGACAAGCAAAACAUGACACGUCUGGGCUCUGCACUCCAGUUCUUGUGGCGGCUCAGCACAGUUGGCGCCCGUGUGCUGUCCCUUGCCCUCUUUGCUUCAGAGUACCACUACUGGCUGUUUCCUGUGUGCAUCGGCCAUUGGGGCGUCAUGACCGUCUGGGUGAUGCACCAGGGCACUCGUUUCUGCGACACUGACUCUGGCCAGCCUAGACCCUGUGAGGAAUACCUCUUCAACAUGCUCAUCGGUGCCAUCUACCUCUUCUGUUUCCUCAACGUCAAGGACGAACCAACACGAUACAAGUACACCGCGUAUUAUGUUGUGGUCUUUGUCGAGAACGCAUCCCUCAUUGUGCUGUGGUACCUGCGGGUAGAUCCAACGCUCUGGUACAGGCUCCCAGCACUGAUAGCUGUGUUGGUCAGUUUCACGUGUGGUAUCCUUAUCAUGCUCACCUACUACCGCUUCUUCCAUCCAAACGGGCGGUUACCGCUUUAUAAUCCCAUCGCCAGGUGCUGCUGAUGGGCUAGCCAGAGUCUUUCAAGCUUCCUGGGGAACCCUGUUGUGUCCAUGCACAGAGAAGAAUUGGCUCUACCACAGAGCACUCAUCCUCAUCACUCGUGAGAUGUCAAAAACAUUUCCUGCUAUCCGAGAGACUUGAUUGUGGCAGCAGCAUCGUACGCUCCCGACAGCAAUACGUGACCCCCACAGUCACUCUUCUAGUCAUGGACCUCUGUCUCUAUGUAGCAGCAAGAAAGUGUUUGAAAGAUAGUGUCAUCUCGUUGAAAUCAACAUUUUGUAGUGAUCAAAUCAAAUUGCCACAAAGUUUCUGUACUGACAUGCCAACUGCCAUUGUUUCUUCACGUAGGAAGUGUCAUAUUUUCACAUUUUUCCCGUCCCAUGACGCAAACAUUUCACCUCCACAGUGCCCCUGGUGAACCAGGCAAGCACAUCUUUCAACCUUUACUGCGAGACUCUAACAGUGAAGCAGAUAAGUUUGAUGAUAUGAUAUUACUUAGAAAGUGUUGAUACAAAAUGAGUUCCUUGCUAACAGAGAUAAUGUUCUUGUGAUUUCUUUUUCUUUGCACGAGGCAGAAACGUGUGAUGAAUGUAGUGGUCCAUAAGUAGAGCAGAACAUGGUUGUACACAUUUAAGAAACGUAGAUGCUACAGCCACCCUCAGUAGUCAAUACAACAUUGACAGCUGGUGCAAGCAUAGUUUGCCCCUUUUGGGUGACAAGUAAAAGCCCAUAAGAUGUGAGCAUACUGUAGAGAGCGCCAACGUUUGGUGGCAUUUCUUUUUUUCGGAAAUAAUGUCACAUUGGGGCUGCCCAGUGACAGGCUGCCGACAAUCCGGCUAGUAUUUCUCUGCCCAGAGAAAGCCUUGUGAGAAACAAAUAUGCAAUGAAUGUCCCUGCUUCCUAGUGUGUCCCCGAGACUAUUUUUCUGGCUUGCUUCUUGUUCCGCUUUGUUACGCCACGAAAGAUGCACCCAAGA
Messenger RNA from Ornithodoros turicata, 2557 nucleotides. Its product is annotated as XK-related protein 4-like. Bases 96 to 1583 code for a protein of 495 amino acids. Lineage: Eukaryota; Metazoa; Arthropoda; Arachnida; Ixodida; Argasidae. The transcript is spliced from 4 exons. The record is from RefSeq and is a predicted model, not a curated record. Gene Ontology annotation, biological process: apoptotic process involved in development; engulfment of apoptotic cell; phosphatidylserine exposure on apoptotic cell surface. Gene Ontology annotation, cellular component: plasma membrane.